GCUGAAGAAUUCCUUACCGCAACACGGGCGGAUAGUCGGACACAUCUAAUUAGGCGGUAAAAUUCCGGUGUCAUCGGAUGUUUUCCUUCGUCUCCGGCGAUCUCCCUCCGGUAAACUGAUCGUUGAUUUGAUUUUUUCGAACCCGUAGCUCCACCCUCCUACCAGGCCGGACUUUCCACUACCGACUGCGCAAGAUACAUUUAAUCGCUUUCUUGGUUAUUCGCUCAAACGUCUUCGUCGCUCGCCGUUUUCACUGAAUACCUCUACGCUAUGUGGCGAAGGUCAAUUCUGAAAUUAUCAUCUCGUCAAUCUGUUGGAAGGACUCCGAGGCAGAGUUCACCCCAGGUGCAAUGUUGGCAUACACCCCCAUGUAUUUCUACGAGAAGGGAAUUUUCAUCUGCGCCCAAACAAAAUCUGAAACCACAACCUACAAAUGUGCCACCUGAUUCUGGAAAUUCCAUCCCAAAAGUUGUCUUCGGCAGUGUUGUUAUUGGUGCUGCAGUUUUUGCAGCUUACCAAGCUGGCUAUCUAGACCAACGAACUGUUGAUAUAGAGCAGAAUCCUUCUGUAGAGUCAACUAAGACAGUUCAGAAAAGUGAUUCCGACAAUGUCCAACCUUUGGUGGUGCAGAAAUUUGAUUUACCGAGUAGUGAAGAAACUGAAAAAUCAGAUAGUGUUAGAGAAGAAACUGAGAGCUCAAAUCCCAUUGUGGAGUCCACUGACCAGAAAGCUGGGACAGAUGCCCACCUUUCUCAUCUUGAUGCUUGGGGCAAAGAGAAAGAUGAUAGUCAGUUUGAAGACAGUUCCAGGACACUGCCACAUGAAAAAAUUGAGGAGGAAAACUUGCCAGAAUUUACUCAAAGUGGCAGUCAAAUAGAGGAUGAGAAUCUUGGAUCUAAAACAUCUACAGAUGAAAACUUGAACAUGCAAAGCACAGAGUUGAGUACUAGGGAUUGGCCUCACGAUGAAGUUCAAACUUCACCAAUAUCUAGCAAGACAGAUGCAGAACCCGCACAGGUUGAUAUCAGAAUACCACCACAAGAAGAUACAAUUGCAGAAGAAAAACUGAAGGAGUUGAAUGAUACAAGUGAAGAUACAGGGGAGCCAAGUUCUCUUCUCGAGGCCUACCAUUUGAAGGGUGAGGCUGGCAUGACUUCCUUGGGUGGUGGAAGCAAAGAUGAAACUAACAAGUUUUCCAAAGAAAGAGAGGCUUUAAUUGCUGAAAUUGAGGAGUUGAAUGAUGGCUACAUAUCCAAGGAUGGGAAAUUGGUCAUUGAUUUCUUACAAGCUAUUCAUGCUGCUGAAAAGCGGCAAGCUGAGCUGGAUUAUCGUCGUUUUGCUGAUGAAAAGAUGGCACUGAGGAACAAAUUGGAUGAAGCAUUGAGGGAUGCUCGGGUUAAGGAAGUUAUGCAUGCAGAAAAGGCUGCUAUGUUGGACAAGGAGUUAAAACGAGAGAAAACAAAAGCAGCUGCUGCUCUGAUGUCACUACAAGAGAAAUUGGAAGAAAAAUUUCAGAAGGAACUUGAACAGAAGGAAAAUGAGUUAGGAUCGAAGUUGAGAAAACUUGAAGAUCUGGCAAAAGCAGAGUUAGCUGCAGCAAUUGCAAGUGAGAAGGCCGCUCAGAUAGAAAAGAUGGCUGAGGCAAACCUUCAUAUUAACGCCCUUUGCAUGGCAUUCUAUGCAAGGUCUGAAGAAGCUCGUCAAAGUCACUCUGCUCAGAAACUUGCAUUGGGGGCACUGGCACUUGAAGAUGCUCUUUCAAAAGGGUUACCAAUCCAGGCUGAAAUAGAAGCAUUACGUGUUAAUCUUCAAGGCGUUGACAAAGAUUCUAACUUAGAGCUGAUCCUUUCAUCCAUUCCUAAAGAAAUAUUGAAUCAUGGCUCAGAUACAUUGUUACAGAUGACACAAAAGUUUGAUGCAUUAAAAGCACCGUUACGGCACUUGAGCCUGAUCCCACCAGGCGGUGGUGGCAUCUUGGCGCAUUCUUUAGCUCGUGUAGCAUCCUGGCUUAAGGUGAAGGAGGCCGACCAAUCUGGUACUGGGAUUGAAUCUAUCAUCAACCAAGUGGAGUCCUGCCUGGCUGAAGGAAACUUGGCUGAAGCAGCACAUUCUCUUGAAGAAGGUGUUAAAGGCACAAAAGCAGAAGAGGUAGUUCAUGAUUGGGUAAGACAAGCAAGAAAUCGAGCCAUUACGGAGCAAGCCCUGACCCUGCUUCAACUAUAUGCCUCAUCAAUAAGCCUUACUUAACAACUCAAGUAAUUUGCCAUCUCUGUCUCCGGUAUGCAGGCACGGGUUGUGUGGUUUUUGGGUAGUACAUAUUUAUUACCUUCACGUCGCACCUCUUAGUUGAAGGUUCUAUCUAUAGAGCAUCUAAAAUUCUAUGUUUACCCAGGGAACGAAAAGAUCACGAGUUUUCAAGCAACAGGAACGCAGAUUCUUGGAUAGCAACAUUCUUUCUGUAUGACCUUAAUAAAAAUUUUUGUAAGAACAGAUUUUACUUCUGCUGCAGCGCCAAGAACAGCAACUGGAGCCAUUCGGGCACUUCUCAGGCCUACGCCAAACUCACAUUGCAACCUUUUGUCAAAGUGGGUUAGUUGCAAAUACCUGGUUUUUGUUUUCACUUGAGAAGCACUUUUAUUACUUUGCUUCGACAGGCAUUGCUUUUGAUUAACGUGUUUGAUUAUAAGCAUGUUUGGUGGUUAUCCCAGAUCUGGCUGAAGGGACCUUGGCGGUAGUAUUUUGCUUUCAGUACUUAUGUUUAUGAUUAGUUAUUCUCAAAGGAUAUACAUUUCUCAUGUCGGAGAUCUGCUAUUAGAAAUUGUUGAAGAAAUCGUGUUACUUAGAAAUAGAUGAUUCUUGUCGGACCCUUUUUUCAAAAUUAGGGAGAGGAAAAUAUUCUUAAUAUAGGAUACUAUUUGAGGGCCCCUUUGAGGCAGGAGUUUGGCAUCUAGUCUAGUAUGUUGUGGAGUUUAAAUAGUGGAUCUAGGAAACCUCAGUUAUAAAAACUUUGGAGCUUGCUAACAGUAAUUUUGAUGUGGUAGGAAACCUAUGGAUAUUUCCAAUAAAUUCGGACUUCAUAAA
Molecule: messenger RNA, 3081 nt
Organism: Cucumis melo (muskmelon)
Lineage: Eukaryota; Viridiplantae; Streptophyta; Magnoliopsida; Cucurbitales; Cucurbitaceae
Exons: 12
Coding region: 271-2247 (658 amino acids)
Biological process (GO): cristae formation
Cellular component (GO): MICOS complex
Source: RefSeq, a predicted model, not a curated record